AAAAAAUUUUUACCUCAUAUUAAAAAAUUAACAUCACAAAGUGAUUUAUGUUUAAAAUGUAAAGAAAUGCAAUUUAAUGCUAAUUAUUGGACAAUUGAAGAAAAAGAAACUAAAGUAUUAGAAUG
Molecule: messenger RNA, 125 nt
Organism: Cetraspora pellucida
Lineage: Eukaryota; Fungi; Glomeromycota; Glomeromycetes; Diversisporales; Gigasporaceae
Source: the annotation of a GenBank genome assembly